AAAGAUCAAAUACUACGCAAUUUGAGUUCAACAGUGUAGGUGCAUCACAAGUAACGUUCCAAGUUUUCAAAAACUUCAACUGUUUUGGUUCAAAAUGAUCGAAACAAAUACAACCAUUCCCGAAGAUGCCGUCGGCCGGAAACCUUUAAACUACAGUUCUAGAGGUGGACACUUAAUUUCUCAUCCCGCAGCAGGCGAGGAAGUCGUAAUAACAGGCGUAUCUGGUUCGUUCGCAAAUUCACGUAAUAUAAACGAGUUUAAGGACAACUUAUUCAACAAAGUUAACAUGCUGUCUCCGAACCAAAGGUGGCGCUUCGAACAUCCCGAAAUACCCCCUAUUUCUGGAACUGUACCUGACAUCGAUAAGUGCGACACUGGAUUUUUUGGUUUGCACGAACGUCAGUCCCAUUCCCUGAAUCCCCUGGCGCGACUGCUUCUCGAAAAAACGGUAGAGGCCAUUUUGGACGCAGGUCUGAAUCCAACAGACCUGGAGAACACCAAAACUGGCGUGUUCGUCGCCGUCAGUGCUAGCGAGAACAGCACGCCAUGGUUCUUCGGGAACUUAAGAAGUAACUCUUAUGCUAUCACAGGGUCUGAGAGGUCCAUGAUAGCCCAUAGACUCAGCUACUUUUUUAAACUGAAGGGACCUUCAUACACAAUAGAUUCCGCUUGCAGUAGCUCGUUGUAUGUGUUGGAGCACGCCUACAGAGCUAUUAGAUUGGGUGAAAUAGACAAUGCGAUUGUGUGUGGCACCCACCUGUGUCUGCAUCCUGUGAUGACCAUGCAAACUGCAAGGCUUGGAGUUUUAAGCCAGAAAGGUUGUCUCAGAUGCUUCGACGCUGAUGCCGAUGGUUUCGUUAGGUCGGAGGCUAUAGUUUCAACAAUCUUACAGAAAUCGAAGUGUGCUAAAAGAGCGUACGCACAGUUGGUGCAUGCCAAGUCCAACUGUGACGGAUACAAGGUGGAAAGCAUUACUUUUUCAUCCGGACUGUCGCAUAUGGACAUGCUAAAAGAGUGUUACGAAGAAUGCGGUGUAGAUCGGCACAGUUUAAGCUACGUGGAAGCACAUGAGACAGGUACUUUGGUUGGUGGUACCCAGGAAUGUUAUGCUAUAGACGAAGUACUCGCGAAGCAACGGAAACGUCCUCUCUUGGUUGGUUCUGUUAAAUCAAACGCUGGACAUGCAGAGGGCGCUGCUGGACUGUGUUCUCUCGUCAAAUGCAUCAUUGCAAUGGAAACUGGACUAAUCCCCGCAAAUAUUAACUUCACCUCACCCAGGAAAGAUUUGACAGGAAUAGUUGAAGGAAGAAUGAAGGUUGUUGCCGAAGAUACACCACUUGAAGACGACAGCGCAUUGAUGGGUAUCAGCGCUUUUGGGUUUGGUGGGGCCAACUGUCACGUUCUUAUACGUCGAAAUGCAAACAAAAAAAUCGAUAAGGGACCGCCAGAAGAUGACGCUCUCGCAAGGUUAGUUUGCUUAAGCGGAAGGACUGCAGAAGCGGUAACUACCAUUCUUGACGAAAUAUCCAGCCACGAGAUCGAUGUUGAGUACAUAAGGUUAUUACACGAUGGUUUCAGAAAGAAUAUAAAUAACCAUUUAUAUAGAGGGUACACAAUAGUAUCAAAAUCAGGAGAGAUGAAUAGAUCUGUAAAGUUCUACCCAGGAGAUUUAAAACCGCUGUAUUUCGUAUUUGGUGAGUUACACAACUGGUACGAAGUGGGCAGCCAAUUAAUGACUUUGCCUAUUUUCUCUGAGUCCAUAAAACGGAUACAACAGCAAUUAUCGAACAAUGGUACUGAUAUUUUUGAAACGCUACUCAAAAAAGUUCCAAAAAAGUACAUAGACCCAGUAAUAGGUAAUAUCGUAGUACAAAUCGGUAUAAUAGAUGUCCUGAAGCUGUUAGACAUGAAACCAAAAGAUAGCAUUGGCUUUAAAUUUGGAAUACUGCUCUCUGCUUACUACAAAGAGAUACUAACUUUGGAUGAAACUAUUAAUUUAGCUGUCAAUAACGGUAAGGGUACUGUUAAUGGCAGAACCUACAAUAAAUUGAAUGUCGAUCAAGACUAUAAUGGAAGUGAAGCUGAAAAAUCUUUAAAGAUCAUAGACUUUCCAGUUUUAACAGAAGAUCUAGCAUCCACUGAUUUUGAAAAAGAAGAAUACCUCGACAAAUUUGAUCUGGAUUCAGUAGUAAUAGCAAUCGGAAAAGUGCCAGUUGAUCCCUUCGAAGAUUUUGACACAGUCUCAAUGUUUGGAAAUCAAACAAAUCAUCUCGUCGAGCUUCUAGAAUGUCUAGGAAGGCUAUACGAGCUCGGAUAUAAUCCUCAGAUCAGCAGACUAUAUCCGUCUGUCGAUUUCCCGGUCAGUAGAGGUACCAGGAUGGUUUCCCCAUACGUCAAAUGGAACCACAAGAGAGAUAGAGACGUGUCGCAGUUCGAUCCGAAAAAUAAUGGUGCGAACAAUUACAGGAUUCAAGUCGCAGAUCAACAGUGGGCGUACGUCACAGGGCAUGUCAUAAAUGGUAAAAACCUGUUUCCUGCAUCAGGAUACCUGUACAUAGUGUGGGAAACUUUUUCGUUCCUCAAAGGAAUGUCCAUGAACACUAUGGACAUAGUAUUCGAGAAUUGCAAAUUCGUCAGAGCUACAACGGUAUCUGAAGAGCGCGACCUAGUAUUGCAAGUAGCAAUCCAUGCUGGUAGCGGCAAUUUCGAGGUUGUGGAGGGAGAUUUGACAGUUGCUACGGGACGUAUCUCUAUACUGGAAGAUCGGGGGGAAGAUCCUUCAGCUAUAGAAUGCAGAAAAACAACGGAUUCGGAAGAUUUUCACGUUCUUCUGGACGAAAAAGAUGUUUAUAAGGAGCUGCGAUUAAGGGGAUAUAACUACAUGGGAGAAUUCCGAGGGAUCGAAACUUGCAAUUCGGAGGUAACAGAAUGUCACAUCAAAUGGGGACACAACUGGGUUACUUUCCUGGACAACAUGAUUCAAAUAAAGAUUCUGCAGUUGGACACGAAAUCGUUAUAUAUACCCGUGCAUGUCUCUAAGCUAGUCAUACAAGCCAAACGGCAUCUUGGUAUGAUCGAUUCCGACUCUGCAGCUUCAGAUAGAGUAAACACUCUUCCGGCCUUCAAUGACACAGUAACUGGAACCAUGAGAUGUGGAGGUGUAAGCCUUACGGGCUUGAUAUUGGAAUCUAUAUCAAAGAGAAAAGAUAUUUCAGUGCCGGUGCUAGAAAAAUAUACGUUCGUUCCAAAUACAGCAGAAUUAGACAUCCAAAAGUCUGUAAGGGUGAACAUCCAAAUAAUCUUCGAAAACACGCUGAUAUCCAAGUAUAAGGUCAUUGAACUCAUAGACGAAUUUACUCCCAAAAUCUCUGUGCCUUUAACACCCAUCAUUAAGCUGGUGUCGGAGGACCAACCACUGAUACAACAGACCUUUAAGGAAUAUACAAACUAUCCACUUGGUGCUGAUGGGGACAUAGGAAACAAGAAGCUAAAAACUGAGACGGAUUGUCUACUCGUUAUCGUGUCAACAAUUUCAGAGAGGAUGGACAUUCUAGAGCAAUCACUUGCUGCUCUGAAACCAAAUGGUUUCAUCAUAUCUCGUGAACCUUUGGACUACGACUAUUCCCACUUUAACCAUCCUAGCCUUGUCGUUGUAACAGUACACAGAACAUUGACGGAGACACUGGUACUUCUCCAAAAGCAGGGAAAAGUCAAAAACACAAAUUACGUGAAAAUAAACUCCAACGACUUCUCUUGGAUACCCCUGGUGCAAGUCGCCUUGAGGAACAACGAUGACUUAAUACUACAUGCAGAAAAGGAACACAAUAAUGGUAUGCUAGGCCUCGUCAAUUGCCUAAGGAGGGAACCAGAGUGCAGUCAUCUUAGAUGCCUGUACUUGAUGGACGAAGACAAAGAAUUCCAAUCAACGCACCCCUUUAUAGCUGAACAGCUUAAGAAAAAUAUGGCCGUUAAUGUAUACAAAAAUGGACAGUGGGGGACUUACAGGUUUCUUCCACUGAAUCAACAGGACACUAUAGAACGAGAGCACUGCUUUGUAGAUGCAAUUUCACUGGGGGGUUUAUAUCAAGUUAAGUGGACGGAAGGAUUUCUUCAGCAUGACACGAAGAUUCCCUCAGGAAGAAUGCUAGUUCAUGUGUACUAUGCUGCUACAAUUUUCAAGGAAGGCAUGAUAGUCUCUGUAAAAAGACGCAUUGUUGCCAACGGUCAAAAAAGGUUGGACCAGGAAAGUGCCAAGGGGUUCGAGUUUUCUGGAAGAGAUGUUCGAGGACAAAGGGUUAUGGGUGUAGUUGCUUCUGAAGCACCGUCAAGUCUAGUGUUAGCCGACCCCUACCUGACCUUUAAAAUACCGGAUUCUUGGAAUAUGGAAGAAGCAGCCACUGUACCUACCGCGUAUGUAACACUUCUAUACGCUUUAUUGAUGCGUGGGCAAAUGAAGAAAGGGGAAACUAUAUUAGUCCAUUCAGGAUUUGGAGUAUUUGGACAAGCAGCUAUACGUCUUUGCUUAUAUUACAAUUGCACCAUAUACACGACUGUCAAUACGAAAGCCGAAAGAAAAUUUCUAAUAAGCACUUUUCCUCAACUAAAAGAUAACCACAUUGGUUACUCACUCGACGAAUCCUUUGAGCAGAUGAUUCAUAAAGAAACAAACGGCAAAGGCAUUGACAUUGUACUUAGUCCUUUCUCAAAAAUUACCAUCGAAGCUUCACUAAGGUGCCUGGGUAAGGGUGGUAGAUUUAUAGAAGUGGACACAAGCAACAUUUCCAGCAGCAAUCACGUCAAUCUGCUUCCUUUCCAAAAAGAAACUAGUUACCACAAAGUCACGGUAGAUCAGUUCAUGAAAGAAGGUGAUACGGUAAAAACGGAAGUAGCUGGCUUAUUCAUCAAAGCGUUACAAGAUGGAGCUGUUAAACCGUUGAGCAGAAUCGUCUUCAAGUACAACGAGGUAGAAGCUUUUAGGUCCAUGACUUUGAGCCAUUCCGGGAAAGUUCUGAUCAAGAUACGAGAGCCUGAAGAAGAAAUCGUCGUUGUGCCCACUGUGCAAAAGUUUCCUGUCGUGUCGAGAUACCUCUGUGACCCUGAAAAAACGUACGUUAUCCUAGGAGGCUUAGGGGGAUUCGGUUUGGAACUGGCUAAUUGGUUGGUACUUAGAGGAGCACAAAAAUUGGUACUGAAUUCGAGAAAAAGCAUAAGUAACGGCUACCAAGACAGGCGAAUUAAGGUGUGGCGCUCCUACGGGGCAGAAGUGGAAAUAUCAACGGCGCCCGCAACAACAAGAAUUGGCUGCAGAAAACUUUUAGAAGAGUCUUUACAGCUAGGCAGGAUAGGAGCUAUAUUCAAUUUGGCUGUAGUCCUCCAGGACAGUCUUUUUGAAAACCAGACGCAGGAAAAAUUUUCGACGUCUUUUGCACCAAAGGCUAUAGCUACAGCAUUCUUGGAUGAGUUGUCUAGGAAAAUGUGUCCCGAUCUAAGUGAGUUUGUUGUGUUCUCUUCUGUGUCUUGCGGAAGGGGUAACGUGGGGCAAACUAACUACGGAAUGGCCAAUUCUGUGAUGGAGAGGAUUUGCGAAAAAAGAAGACAGGAUGGAUAUCCUGCGCUGGCUAUUGAAUGGGGUGCAAUUGGGGAGGUAGGUUUAGUUGCGGAAGCGAUGGAGCUUGAGGAAGUAGGUGGAACAUUACAGCAAAACAUUUCAAGCUGCCUCCAAGCCAUAGACACUUUACUAAGUCAGAAAGAAACUACAAUAGUGACUAGCUUCGUACCAGCAGAGAAACUUGAAGUGAAUACAACUCGUAACAUUUCUGAUAUAGUGACCAAAACCCUAGGUCAGAACCAUAUCAAAUCCAUGAACAUUAACUCCACUUUAACUGAAUUGGGAAUUGACUCUAUGACGGCAGCUGAGAUAAGGCAAGAUUUGGAGAAAGAAUUCGAUAUUCGUCUUACAGUAAAAGAAAUUGGAACCAUGACUAUAUCCAAGUUGAACGAAUUUCAAGAAGGAAAACGUCACACUUCUCAUGGACCAUAGAAGAUGCACCGACAGAAAAGUUUCUGUGUUGUCAAUAUUUUUUUUACAGUAAACAGAUGCUGGUAUUGGACAUAAUCUAAUAAAUAUAGUUUUUUUCAGAAACGAAUAAUAUGUUCUUACAUGUUAAACAAAUACAUGUAUUUGAUGGAGUGAAUAUAUUUCUUGUUUCUCGAACUUGCCAUGGGUUUCUAAUAACAGUAUAGAAUAACCUCUAAGCUUCUAAAAAUAUGAUAGAAACAAUUAAGCAAACAAAUGUAUGUGCAAAGCACACUAGGACGAAUUUCGCUGUAAUAUAAAAAUAAUUAACAAGCAAGAUUUACCUGAAGACAAGUAAUGCCAAUUAACUUGAUAAACGGGAUUACAAACUACCAAAGCAUACUCCAAUUUGGAUCUGACAAAACUGCUAAAUACUUUAGAAUCUUGCUGGCAAAAGAAACAGUCAUUUCUGUAUGUAGUAAAGUUCUGAAAAGUAAUUUUAGAGUCAAAAAUAGGCACCAAGGCAUUUUAUAAAUUCAGAUCUAUCAAAGCACUACGAUCAAUAUGAUAAUUAUACAUGAUCUGUUAAGAAUUCCCUGUGCAAAUUAUUUUCUAGGCACCAUAAGUUUAUCUGGUUCAAAAGCUUUUGAAGGUUCCUCGAAAUCUUAACGUUUCUUAUCUCCACAAAUAUGUGUUUUAAUAUCAUCUGCAUACGUUAAGAAUUUGAUCUUGCAGGAACUUACAACGUCAUUAAUAGAUAUUAUGAAGAGAAGUGGCCCUAAAAUGGAACCUUGCUGUACACUUAAUAGCUGUUAAGUUAUUUGACUAUCAGAGGUCCCAAAGUUUUUUGUUUCGUAGAUCACGUGCCACUUUCAUCUGUUUUGGAUAGACCCCCGCCUUUAUAAUAUUGAAUUGUUACAAAUUCAUCAACUUCAAUUGUGCUUUUGACAGCUGCCAGUGCAAGUUGCAAGACCACAAAGCGAAUAGCCCACUAUACAAUUUUUUGAAAUAAUAUAAUUACUUUACUGCGAAAUUUAUAAUAAAUCUUAAACUGUUUGAUACACAAGGAGAUAAUAACUUAAAUUUCAAUAACCAAAGUACCUACAACAAUAAAUUUAUAAGUAAAAUGAAAAAGGUCGAUUGUACUUAAGAGAAUAUUCUAGCAAUUAGUAUUAAUUAAACUUCAAAGCAAUUCACUUUGGGAAUCAUUGGUCUAGAUCAUAACUAAGAUUCAAAAAGAAGUAGCAAGUUCUUUGAUAGAUCAAAGCAUUUAAUUUUUUUAACAAUUUUAUGGCCUUGUUUAUCAAAAGCAUUCGAUAAGUCUACCUGUCCUUGUUGAUCCAGUUUUUCGCUAAAAAAUUGAAAUGAAAAACUUAAUAUAUACGUGCUCUAACUUUACAUUAAGUGUUCGUUGCCACAAUUUAUUAUACAAGCAACGGUAAUAUCGCCUUAUAAACAUCUCGAAUACAUAAAAUAGACAUUUUAUAAUUUCUUACAAGCAGACAAAGUCUAAAUACGAUAUUUCUAUACGUGCAAGAGGCCUACAUUUUUGUUACUGACAGAUAACAUAAUAAGACACACAAAUGAUCACCUUAUAACUAAAACAACCAAACACAGUUUUGUACAUGUUUAUUUACAGAUAUAUAAAAAUAAAAAUGUUGACACUUCAAAAAUACGUAUAACGUAAUAUUGUCGUUUAUGAAUGACGAUGUUCUAGUUGCUAUAUUAUAAAGUAUAUAGCGCCACAGAAAAGAAGUUGACUUGGCUAUAGUCCAGACCAGUGUAGCCACAGUAUUUUGAUUCAUUGAAACUGAAUUUGAAUUCAAAAUGUCCGGAUUGGCACUAUGUUUUGAACCUAACUUGAACAAACUCCUCUAGAAAGCGAUUACUACAGAAAUCUAUGAGACAUACUGGACGGAUCCCCUCUUUUUUGUGACGCAAUGUUCUAGAUUAGGGCAAGUACCUGUUUGGACUGUUUUCUGUCCGUCUCGUAUAAAUACGUUAUAGGUAGGUACUCAUUUUUGUCCCCUGAUGUCUAUAUUUAAAGAACUGUAGUGUAUAAGAAUGAUACUACCCGUUAUAAUAACAAUAAUGACAAUAAUAAAGAAAAAUGAAUACACACAUUCCCUUGUUAAAAAUAAAAUCUAGCAAAUUUAGCGUAGAUCCAAAAAAAUCCAUUUCGUACACCUAACCUCAUUUAUUACGAAGUUGCUAGCUAAACAAUUUAGCGUUUACCUUCAUCAUCAAAUACAAAUUAACUCCACGUUAGAGGUCUUUUAAUAUCUCAUAAGCCGGGAAAUGCGCGAAAGGCGUGGCGUAUCCCCAUAAUUUUCUA
Anoplophora glabripennis (Asian longhorned beetle) is the source of this 8351-nucleotide messenger RNA. RefSeq names its product fatty acid synthase-like. The transcript is spliced from 28 exons. The record is from RefSeq and is a predicted model, not a curated record. The coding region runs from base 95 to 6040 and encodes 1981 amino acids. Lineage: Eukaryota; Metazoa; Arthropoda; Insecta; Coleoptera; Cerambycidae. Gene Ontology annotation, biological process: fatty acid biosynthetic process. Gene Ontology annotation, molecular function: oxidoreductase activity; 3-oxoacyl-[acyl-carrier-protein] synthase activity; fatty acid synthase activity.